Molecule: messenger RNA, 2356 nt
Organism: Lottia gigantea (owl limpet)
Lineage: Eukaryota; Metazoa; Mollusca; Gastropoda; Lottiidae
Exons: 15
Coding region: 61-2241 (726 amino acids)
Biological process (GO): proteolysis
Molecular function (GO): metalloendopeptidase activity
Source: RefSeq, a predicted model, not a curated record
CGGAUUUUUUCAGUCUAGAAUUUGAUGAAUAUUGGAUGAGUUAAUAUUCAAUCGUACAAUAUGUUUCUAGCAAGGGUUAUCGUUCCGGCUUUAUUGUUUUUGAUAAAUGUAUCUGCAAUUCCUUUUUUCAAUCCAGAUUAUCAUGCUAAUGGAGACCCCAUUCAAUUUGAAUUGGUUCACUCCAGUCAUGCCGAAUUGUCUAGAUUCAAAAGAUCUAUAGAUGAAGAGUUUCCCGAUUUCCUACACUUCAAUCUUGAUGCCUUAAACACAACACUGCGCCUGAGAAAAAGUUUACGGCAAAAUUUACGGCUUCUAGAUUUGGUGGAAGGUUGUUUAACUGAAACCAAAGUUACACCAGCAAAGGAGACCAAUGUUUACGAAGAUCCAAGUAAUUCGGGAGACUUUAUGGUUAGAAGAUCCACCAAUGGCGAUUUCCACGUGGCCGGUACAUUUCUUCACGAAAAUAAACUAAGGAAAGUAACACCGGGAUCAAAGAAAAGCAGAUCCCGUCGAAAUGUUUUACACAUUGUCUCCACUAUUGAUUUUCCUAUUAACUUUGGAAAUGAUGCAAUUACCAAAAUACAAGCCCAAUUUAUUCAAAGCCAAUUUCCCACAUUACAGCAUCCAAAUGAAAAAUUAGUUCCCGAAGCUUUAGAAGUGGACAAUAGAAUCCGAGAAGUAAAUGUCGACCAGCUUGGAACUGACCAUAUUGUCGAAAUAUUUGUACUCACAGAUUAUUCUGAUUAUCAAAGCUUUUUAAAGGAAGCGGGUACAUCUCGUCAAGCAAAAUCAGACAUGUUAGUCUACUAUACAUUUAUUGAACAAACUAUGAAUCGGUACUACGAGUCAGUUAAUAAAGUGGACAAUUCGUUCAAUAUUAUAGUUCGUUUUGUUUCAAUUUAUGUACCAGAUACAAGUAGCAAGGCACCAUACAGUGAAGAUGUUGUUCAAAAUGGCGCCGUAGAGUUGUCGCCCAUUAUUCAGAGUUAUAGAAAUUAUUUCAAGAAUACACAAGGUGUUCCUCAAGUUGAUCAUUGGAUGGGCUUUACUGGAUAUGAUAUGGUUAAUCAAGGGAGCUCGGGAGUUAUAGGUGUGGCGUAUAUUGGAGGAUUGUGUAGUAAGGAUUUACAAGUCUCCGUAAGUGAAAACAAGAUAACAGGUCUCUCUGGAUUGAUUGUUGCUCAUGAACUUGGUCACAAUUUAAAUUCUGAACACGAUUCCAGUCAAUGUAAUGAUAAUCAUAUCAUGGCACCAUCGGUAGUUUACCCACAGACUCAGUCUGAUACCAACCCCUACUACUUCUCAUCAUGUUCAGUUCAAGCUUUUAAAGAUUAUAUUUCAUCAGCCAGUGGAAGUUGUACAAAAACAAUAGAGGAUGCUGGUUAUACGUCAUACACUGAAAAACAUUUAGGACAAAUUUAUAAAGCUGAUAAACAAUGCGAGUACACGAGAACCAGUGGCUCGAGGUUUUGCAGAACUGGUUUCAAGUAUGGGUCAGGAUUCGAUAAUAUGUGUUGGAAUUUCCAAUGCCAAGCACCUGGUGCCAGUUCCUGUUUUGACGUCAGAAUAAUGGAUUUCACUACAUGUGGAAACGGAAAGUGGUGCCUACAGGGAAAAUGUGUGGCUUCAAGUCUGGCUCCAGCUGUUUUAGAAAAUUGUCCACAAGGCGAUGAUCCUAUUGAAACAUGUGAAAGAGCAAACUGUGCAUCUUACAGUUCAGACAAGCGAACGUUUUCCUGUUGUGCUACCUGUAGUGCCCAAGUGGUUAGUGCAGCAACAAGCGCCACUACGUCCCCAACUAUUUCGACAACCACGCCACCUACUACAUCACCAACUACGUCACCUACUAUCUCACCAACGACGCCACCUACUGCAUCACCAACCACGCCACCUACUAUCUCACAAACUACGCCACCUACUAUAUCACCAACUACACAACCUAUUGCAUCACCAACUACGCCACCUACUAUAUCACCAAUUACACAACCUAUUGCAUCACCUACUACGCCACCUACUACAUCACCAACUACACAAACUAUUGCAUCCUCAACUACACCACUUACUGCAUCACCAACAAUUUCAAGGACUACGCCGCCAACUUUCUCAUCAACUACACCACUUACUGCAUCACCAACUACGCCUCCUACUACAUCAGCAACAAUUCCACCGGUCGUAUCUGAAUCACAAGACGUCACAGCGGCUCUCGGAGUAGUUCGAUACGUUAACUUUAUCUGUACAUGAGCACGUUUUUUUUAACUGGAUCACUUGUAAAUUAGAACUUCUUUUUUAAUUUAUUUUUUUUCUUAAUAUUAUAGAUUAAUAAUGAUGAUAAAUUAUAUAAUAUAUGAUUGGUAUU